GUUAGGUCUCUUGUCUCCAAUUACAAGUAUAUCUACGUCAUUAGUUUUGAGAAUUCACGGAAUGCCAGACUUACAGAACUUCGCCAAGAGCUUACAGAUAGUGUCUUCUUGUUUGGUAAAAACAAGGUCAUUGCAGUCGCUUUUGGUCGAGACAAGUCUACUCAGUUGAAACCAGGUCUCCGGGACCUCAACAAAUACAUCAAGGGUCAAUGCGCCUUGCUUUUUAGUAAUAGGGAACUUGAUGAUCUUCGCGAUGUGUUCAAUCAGUAUAGGUGCCAGGACUACGCAAGGCCUGGCAGCAUUGCUGCACAAACAGUUAUUCUUGGCGCCGGUCCUGUACCGAGGUUCCCCCACACUCUCGAACCUCCCCUUCGACAGCUUGGACUUCCUAUCAAAUUGGUUCGUGGCAUCAUCAAUCUUGAGUGCGACUAUUCAGUUUGUCAGCUUGGCCAGUCCCUUACUCCUGAACAAUGCAGGAUACUGAAAUAUUUCGAAGUUCAGACCUCUGAGUUUCGAGUCUAUGUUAUGGCCCGUUGGAGUGCAGAGGAUGGCAGCGUAGACGAUGUUUCGGAGACUGACGCGGCUAAUGUCAUCACCUCAUUAGCUACCAAAGUCAAAAUUCUAUGUCAAAAACUCGACGAUGGAUUGUUUUAUUUCGUCCCUGAACCAGUAAAUGAUGAGGAAAGUACGACUAUGGAAACGUAG
Molecule: messenger RNA, 705 nt
Organism: Mesocestoides corti
Lineage: Eukaryota; Metazoa; Platyhelminthes; Cestoda; Cyclophyllidea; Mesocestoididae
Source: the annotation of a GenBank genome assembly